This is a messenger RNA of Rosa chinensis, 2095 nucleotides long. RefSeq names its product 3-hydroxy-3-methylglutaryl-coenzyme A reductase 1. Bases 159 to 1904 code for a protein of 581 amino acids. Gene Ontology annotation, cellular component: peroxisomal membrane; endoplasmic reticulum membrane. NCBI's taxonomy places the organism in Eukaryota, Viridiplantae, Streptophyta, Magnoliopsida, Rosales, Rosaceae. The record is from RefSeq and is a predicted model, not a curated record. Gene Ontology annotation, biological process: sterol biosynthetic process; isoprenoid biosynthetic process; coenzyme A metabolic process. The transcript has 4 exons. Gene Ontology annotation, molecular function: hydroxymethylglutaryl-CoA reductase (NADPH) activity; protein binding.
UUCCUUUCCCCUCCUCGUCUAUAAAACAACGCGUCCAAAACCCUCGCUUUUCCAUCGAAGCCACUCUAACAAACCCCCCGAAUUAUGUUUACAUAUUCACUCUCAACCUAACCCCUUCACCCUUUCCCUUUGUUUUCUCAUCCCAUUUCUCUAUCUUCAUGGACGUUCGCCGGCGACCCCCACUACCUCCCCGCGCCUUCGUCGGCGAACCCAUGAAGCAGCACCAGAGAAAUCACCCCAAGGCGUCCGACGCGCUGCCGUUGCCGUUGUACUUGACCAACGGCUUGUUCUUCACGCUCUUCUUCUCCGUCGCUUACUUCCUCCUCCACCGCUGGCGCGAGAAGAUCCGCACCUCCAUUCCCCUCCACGUCGUCACGCUCUCCGAGAUCGCCGCCCUCUUCUCCCUCUUCGCCUCCGUCAUCUACCUCCUCGGCUUCUUCGGCAUUGACUUCGUCCAGUCCUUCGUCGCCCCCCGCGCUCCCCACGACCCCUGGAACGACGUUGGAAAGGCGCGGCGGCCCCGAAACGAUGUCGUAAGGACGCCACGCGUCAGAAACGACGUCGUAAAGGGGUCGCAGUUAGUGCCGCAGUGCGAGAACCAGCGCUGCGGCACUAACUCUCCUCCUCUUUCUGUUUCGGUACGGCCCGAGCAGGAGGACGAGGAGAUAAUUAAUUCCGUAGUGUCCGGAGCGACGCCGUCGCACACUCUGGAGUCGAAUCUCGGGGACUGCCGGAGAGCCGCCGCCAUACGGCGGGAGGCCCUGCAGCGAAGGACGAGUCGUUCGCUGGAGGGACUCCCCUUGGAAGGCUUCGAUUACGACUCUAUACUCGGACAGUGCUGCGAGAUGCCGAUUGGGUAUGUGCAGAUUCCGGUGGGAGUCGCCGGACCUCUGCUGCUCGACGGCGAGGAGCUCACUAUCCCAAUGGCGACCACCGAGGGCUGCCUCGUCGCCAGCACCAACCGAGGCUGCAAGGCCAUUUACGCUUCCGGUGGGGCCCACAGCGUCAUUCUCAAGGACGGCAUGACCAGAGCUCCGGUCGUGAGGUUCAACUCCGCCUUCAGAGCGGCCGAGCUCAAGUUCUUCCUGGAGGACCCGGAAAACUUCGAUUCUGUUGCCAUCGUUUUCAACAGAUCUAGUAGAUUUGCAAAGCUUCAGGACAUUAAAUGCGCGGUUGCAGGCAAGAAUCUGUUCAUGAGGUUUACAUGCAGCACCGGAGAUGCGAUGGGGAUGAACAUGGUCUCCAAAGGGGUCCAAAAUGUGUUGGAUUUUCUCCAGAGUGACUUCCCCGACAUGGAUGUUAUCGGCAUCUCCGGGAAUUUCUGCUCAGACAAGAAACCGGCAGCGGUGAAUUGGAUAGAAGGGCGAGGCAAAUCAGUAGUGUGCGAGACUGUGAUCAAUGAAGAAGUGGUGAGGAAGGUACUGAAGACCAAUGUAGCUGCCUUGGUGGAGCUCAACAUGCUUAAAAACCUUACCGGGUCUGCAAUGGCCGGUGCUCUUGGUGGGUUCAAUGCCCACGCCAGCAACAUUGUCAGCGCAGUGUACAUAGCUACCGGCCAGGACCCUGCUCAGAAUGUGGAGAGCUCUCACUGCAUUACCAUGAUGGAGGCCAUAAACGAUGGAAAGGACCUACAUGUCUCAGUCACCAUGCCUUCCAUUGAGGUGGGAACAGUUGGAGGUGGAACACAACUAGCAUCGCAGUCAGCCUGCCUGAACUUACUGGGAGUUAAGGGUGCCAGCAAGGACUCUCCUGGUUCAAACUCAAGGAAACUAGCCACCAUUGUUGCAGGUUCUGUUCUAGCAGGAGAGCUCUCUCUCAUGUCAGCCCUUGCAGCAGGUCAGCUAGUUAACAGUCACUUGAAAUACAACAGAUCUAGUAAGGAUGUGUCGAAACUUGCCUGCUAAAGGUGGAAAGAAGAAUAAAGUAAAAAACCCCAAAGGAAAGAAAAAAUAAAAAAUAAAAGAUUGAGAUGUAGAAAGACUUCAAUAACAUCACAAACGGACACUGUGAUGGGGUUGGGGGUUGGAGGGAAAGAACAUGUUGGUGGGAAUGUCACAUGUGUUGGGGAGGAAGCUUACCAGAGAAUGCACAUGGC